GCUGCCCACUGUGGCUAGGUUCCGGGGACACUCCGGCAGACGGCACGUCUAGUUCUGCGGCGAAGAAGGAGCCUCGCCGACGCCCGGCGGUGUUCUGUGCAGUUACUCCUUGGUGACUACACACACAGCAGCGUAGCUAUGGCGACUUCCCAGCUUCUCAGAAACAGUCACCUGAAGACGAGAGCACCUGUUAGAAAAAGCUUCAGUGAAGAUGUGUUCCAGUCUGUGAAGUCUUUGUUACACAGUGAGAAAGAACUGUGCAGUGUGGCAGCGGAGGGUCACCUAAAGCAGCAUGACCAUGCUGAUUUACCUGAGGUCACAUUUCUUGGUUUUAAUGAAGAAACAGAUGCUGCCCAUAUACAGGAUUUAGCUGCCGUUUCUUUGGAACUUCCAGAUCUUCUGAAUUCACUUCAUUUCUGCAGCCUCAAUGAAAAUGAAAUAAUUUGUAUGAAGGAUAUAAAUAGAUCAUCAGAAAUGAAUAAUGAUCCUCUAAAUCAGACUCAUCAUUCUGGAAUGCUUUGUGUCAUGAGAGUGUCACCUACAUUACCAAGACUCAGAAUUGAUUUUAUCUUCAGUCUCUUGAGUAAAUACGCUACUGGCAUAAGAUAUACCUUGGACACAUACUUGCAUCAGAAGCACCAACUUGAGACCACUGAUGAAGAUGAAGAUGAUGAUACUAACCAGUCUGUAUCUUCCAUUGAGGAUGACUUUGUUACAGCUUUUGAGCACUUAGAAGAAGAAGAGACUUCAAAACUGUAUAACGACGGAAUAGAUAUUAUUGCAUUAAAGAGCCAGUGCGAUGCUGCUUCUCAGACUAUUUCUUGUCACCACAAAGAAAACCACAAUUUAAGGAUUCUGGUUAGCUCUGGACAACAGAAGCCAUUGGCUAAACCCUCAACUUCCUUAAUGAGUGCUCUGGAACAUAAAGAACUACCUUCUAUGAAAACUUCAGUUACAACACCGAUUUCAGAGCCUUGGAUCCAGAGAAGUUUCUAUAGGGCUUCUAAUGCUUCUGAGAAAGGCAGUGACGGACAGAAAACCUUUUUUUCCUCUUCUCCUGCCUACUCUUCUGAAUCAGAGUGCUCGAGCCCGAGUCCUGUGAUUUUCUUGGAUGAAGAAGGAUAUCAAAAAAGUUUAAAGGCUAAACUUGAGCUGCCUAAAAUUCCUGUGAUGAAAGAUGAUAUUGAGGAUUCAGACUCAGAAGUCAGUGAAUUUUUUGAUAGUUUUGAUCAGUUUGAUGAGCUAGAACAAGCCUCAGAUACUUCUUGUCUGUUUAUAAAAGAUACUGCUAUGAAAAAGUCAUCACAAAAGAAAGGGCACAAGCAUGAGAAAUCUUGUAUGAAUCCCCAAAAAUUCAAGUUUGAUCGUCCAGCUCUGCCAGCUAAUGUUCGAAAGCCUACUCCUCGGAAACCAGAAUCCCCAUAUAGUAACCUGUGUGAGGCUCCUGAUUCCCCUCGCCCAGUGAAGGCCUCAGGAGAAGAUAGUGGCUUGUUUAGCCCUGUUCGUACCUCUGCUUUUAGUCCUCUUGGAGGCUGUACCCCUGCUGAAUGUUUUUGCCAGUCAGAUAAUGGAGGAGACAGAAUUCAUGAGAGUCACGAUUCCAUUUAUUACACCUAUGAAGAUUAUGCAGAUAGUGUGUCCUAUGACGUACUGGACUCAGUUCUUCAUACCCAUCACAGUUACAGAAUAUCAGACAUUACUAAAAGGGAAGAAACUAAAACUGUCGUUCUUAAGCAUGGAAAUCGUGACCAGCACAGUCAAUCUAAGACUGAAUCGUUCAUGAUUAAAGACAGUAUUCAGAAAUUUGCAGCUGACCUUGUGGAAAAAAGUUUGGCUGGUGCAUUUAAAGACUUGCAGAAAGGAGUUUCUUCAUGCACCAAUGCAUUGUGCCACUUAGCUGUCAAAUUGACGUCAUCUGUUUUUCAGAUGGCAUUUAAUGAACUGCGAAGACAGCGUGCAUUUUCACUUAAAGAACGUGCCAUUAGUGGCCUGGCCAAUUUUUUGGUGAGUGAAGCUUUGUCCAAUGCCUUAAAAGAUUUACAGUAUGUGAAGAAGCAGAUGUUCACAAAUACAGUUGCUAGGUUUGCUGCAGAUCUUGCUGAAGAGCUUGUUUUUGAAGGUAUCAUGGAGGUAUGUCAGUUUUCUUAUCCUCCAACACCUGCAUCUCCACAGUGUAAGUCAUUUGACUUUGAAAACAAAGUAGUGAAAUCCUAUGCAAAAGAUUUGUCUGAAUCUGUACUGCAGGAAGCCUUCAUCGAACUCUCCCAAGUGGAUAUGACCUUCACCACGAAGGCAGCCGUGAGUGUGUCUGUGGACGGUGUCAAGGGUGUGCGUGCAGAAAGCCUGCCAUCAGCACAGACCUUCACAUUUUCUACUUUUACCAACCAAGGAAUUCCGGGAACAAAACCAACACAGGACUCUAAGAAGGAAUACACAGUGCAGCAGGCCUUGUUUUGUACUUCUGGAAUUGUUACUUCUAUACCAGUGCCCUUGGCAGGAAGUGCCCUCCGCCCAUAUCAUACUUCAUCUGCAGUGUGUCAGGGAAAGACUGCUCAGUCAUCUGAUGGGCAUCAUUCACAUGAUUCUCCCCAAACACCUGUUCCCAUGAAACGCAAAGGAGAAGUAGCUUGUCUCAGAAAUGUUUGUUUACCUUCAGAACACAAUUCCCCUAACCAAAGUGAUUUUAAAACAGCUAAUGAUGAUGUUGAAAUGCAGAGUUCUCCAAAAUCAGCAAGCGAGCCUGUGAUUAUUAGUAACUUUUCUGCAGCAAUGGCACGCACAUUAGUAAAUGAAACUUUAGAGUCUGUGGCAUCAUUUGAAGCUGCAGAAAUAGUUAAUGAAUACACAAGUGAUUUAAAUAAAGUAAUAACGGAAAAAUCUCCUUUGUCCCAUUGUGAUCCGGCAACACUGCAGCAACGUGAAGUCAGCAAUAAGGAUAAGUUUGCUGAGUGCUUAUCUAAAUCUGUUAUUAAACAUUCCAUAGACGAAAGUAAAUCAGUGACUUCAACUAGAGAUAAAAAUGCAGCAGGUAAGGAGGGCAUACCGAUUCCUGGAGAAGAAUCACAGUUAACUUUCCAAAAGGUUCCUAAGUUUCUUGACACUCAAGAUCACUUAACUGACUGUUCACUUUCAGUAAAAAAGGAUUGUGUUCCAGUACAGAAAAAUCCGCUAGCUCAUGAAUUUUCUUUGGAGACACUGCCAACUUGUCCAACCAUGGCAAGUCAAAAGCUUGGUUUGACAGAACUCGCUAAGGAUAAACCAGUGAAAAAGCAGAACGUGAAGAACACAGCGACUGAGUCCUGGUCUUUUGGACAGGAAAGCCCCUUUCCUCACUCACAUGCUUUCUCAUCUUCAGUGUUUACCUGUGUAGAUGGCUUCCAGGUGGAAGACAAGCCAAAAAUUAGAGACAGAAAUGUAAUACCUGAUACUCCUCCAUCGACUCCACUACUGCCUUCCCAGGCCAGUUCUGAGUGGGAUAUCAAGAAAUUAACCAAAAAGCUCAAGGGUGAAUUAGCCAAAGAAUUUGCACCUGCUACACCGCCUUCCACACCUCACAACUCAUCUGUUGGUAAUCUGUCUGAAAAUGAGCAAAAUACCAUAGAGAAAGAAGAGUUCAUGUUGAAACUCAUGCGGUCUCUUUCAGAAGAAGUUGAAGGUAGUGAAGAUGAGGAGCAGCCUCAAGUGAAUGCGAAGUUGGAGCACUCAAGGAAGAAAGUUCAGUUUGCAGAAGGAUUAGCUACACACAUCAUUUCAACGGCAACUGAAAUGGCAGCUUCCUACUUAGACAAUAAAAUAACUCAAGAACUCGAGGAUAAACGUGCUUGCUUGGAUUUGCAGAGUCAAAGAAGCAUAUCACCUACUUUAAAUUGCGCAGCUGAAGAUUUGCAAACGCUGUACAGUUUUGCAGGUGACAUGGCAACAGAAGUCAUUACAGAAGCUGAGAAAAUUGCAAAAGCUAAAAGUUACAUGAUUUUUAGGCAGAGGAAGAACAGUUGUUAUCUUGAUGGUGACCGAGAUUAUCGAUCAGAAGAGAAGUUAAAUGUGGAGACGGUGACACACCCGAAAGAAGUGGACUCGUUUCUUCUUUCUUUACCACCAAGUUCUCGUAUGUCAGGGCUGACGUAUAAGUAUCCCAGCUGUGAAAGUGUGACAGAUGAAUACGCAGGUCACAUUAUACAAAUCCUAAAAAAGGAAGGUGGUAAUAGUGAGUUAAUAAUGGAUCAGUAUGCCAAUAGACUUGCCUAUCGAUCUGUGAAGUCAGGAUUACAAGAAGCAGCUAAGACAGCCAAAAUGAAGUGCAGCACAGCCAUGUUCCCUGUGCAGAGCUCACAGGUGAAGACCAACGGUGAACUGCAAAUGCUUUCAAAUAAAGACCACCACAAAGAAAUAGAGAAAAGAAGACAAAAUAAAAGAAAUGGAGGUUACCUUUGUAAAAAUCAAACUUGUGAAAGGAUGCAGGACACAUAUAGAAGUGAAUGCUCUGAACUGUAUAGUUUUUCGAGCUCUCUUGCUCAUAGUAUAGCGAGAGACGUUAGAAAAGAACUGGCAGGAUCUACAGUUAGCUUGCCAAAAUCUUUAACAAAGCCUUGCCUUUAUAAUAGGUCAACUUGUAGUGAAGGCACUGAGCAUCACAUUGAACCAGAAUCUCCCAAAAUUCCUAAGCCUUCUCAACAUCCUGGGCUUUGCCAAAGAACAGGCAGCACAGCUGGACAUGGUUAUGGAAUGAAUGUUGUUCAGGCUAUAGAACAGUAUGCUAAAAAGGUUGUGGAUGACACUUUGGAGCUAAGUUUAGGAUCUGCACUUUUCCCAGCGUCUGAGACCACAAAAUCAGCAGAUAGGGUCACUUAUGCUCAAAAGUUGUCACCACUUAUGAGCCAGGCUUGCAGGUACUGUGACCUUAAAGAACUCCAUGAUUGCACCGGAAGCUCAUCUCAGCAGUUUCCCAGACAGAGUUCAUUUUCUCGCAGGAAGCCCAUUUCAACUUCAAAAUUCAGCAAUGUCUGUCAGAAAUCUAAAAUUUUUCAUCUUGAUGUCCCUCAAAUUCACGUUAACCUUGAUAAGAAGACAUUGCUUGCUGAGAAGAUAGUUGCUGAAGCUAUUGAAAAAGCAGAGAAAGAGCUGAGCAAUACCAGUGUGGCAGCUGAUAGUGGAAUUGGGCAAGACGGUGUUAGCUUUGCGGAAAGCCUGACAACAGAAAUAAUGACUUCAGCUAUGACAAACAUUGGCCAGGCUGUGAACUGUUCAAAAGAAAUGGAAGACUUUCAGUCAACUGAGUCUUUUAGUAGCCAGCAGAUGAAUCUCAGUAUUGGUGAAGACAGCACUGGCAGCUGGUCCAAUUUAAGUUUUGAAGAUGAACACCAAGACGAGAGCAGCAGUUUUCAUCAUCUGAGUGAAAGCAGUAAUGGUAACAGCAGUAGCUGGAGCAGUCUUGGUUUAGAAGGAGAUUUGUAUGAGGACAAUUUAUCCUUUCCAACAUCAGACAGUGAUGGGCCAGAUGAUAAAGAUGAGGAGCCUGAGGACGAUAUAGAAGGCUUGGAACAAGAAGGAAAGACUUUGCUGAUCACGAAUAUUGACAUGGAGCCAUGCACAGUAGACCCCCAGUUAAGGAUUAUUCUUCAAUGGCUUGUUGCCUCUGAGGCUGAAGUUGCAGAACUUUAUUUUCAUGACUCUGCAAAGAAGGAGUUUAUACUACUUUCCAGACAAUUACAAGAAAAAGGAUGGAAAGUGGGAGACCUUCUGCAGGCUGUGCUGAAGUAUUACGAAGGGAUGGAAAACACUGCCAGUGAGGAGAGAAGCAAGUCACUGUUUGACUGGCUCAUGGAAAAUGCCUAGAACAACCCCUAAGCCACUAUUUUAUCAUUUGUUUUGGGAAGGGGAAAAAUGGAUUAAAGAUGCUAAAGAUGAAAUUUGAA
This is a messenger RNA of Ochotona princeps (American pika), 5912 nucleotides long. It is a transcript of the gene AKAP11, whose product is annotated as A-kinase anchoring protein 11. Gene Ontology annotation, molecular function: protein kinase A binding. NCBI's taxonomy places the organism in Eukaryota, Metazoa, Chordata, Mammalia, Lagomorpha, Ochotonidae. Bases 139 to 5832 code for a protein of 1897 amino acids. The record is from RefSeq and is a predicted model, not a curated record. Gene Ontology annotation, cellular component: cytoplasm. Gene Ontology annotation, biological process: intracellular protein localization. The transcript is spliced from 12 exons.